CAGCCGCACAUCGUCGUCUUCGUGGCCGACGACCUGGGUUUCAACGAUGUCAGUUUUCAUGGCUCCAACCAAAUACCAACUCCAAAUAUUGAUGCACUGGCUUACAGUGGUAUAAUACUCAACCGCCACUAUGUCCAGCCCGUCUGCACGCCCACUAGAGCUGCUCUCAUGACUGCGAAGUACCCAAUUAGAAUGGGGCUGCAGGGGACCCCGCUGAUCCCCGGCGAGCUGCGCGCCAUGCCGCCGGGCAAGAUCUUGCCGGAGUACAUGCGCGAGCUGGGCUACGCCACGCACGCCGUCGGCAAGUGGCACCUGGGCUUCUACGAGGCCGACAUGACUCCCACGUACCGCGGCUUCGACUCGCACGUGGGAUACUGGAACGGCCUCAUCAGCUACUACGACCACGUCAUGGGCAUCUCGGGGCGCUACGCCACCGACGUGUUCACGGAGCGCGCGGAGCAGGUGGUCGCCGACCACGACCCGCGCCGCCCGCUCUUCCUGUACGUGGCGCACCUGGCGGUGCACGCGGGCAACAACGGCCAGCUGGUGGAAGCCCCGCGGCCCAUCGCCGACCGCUUCCGCUUCAUCGACGACCCCAACCGCCGCAUGUACGCA
This is a messenger RNA of Gryllus bimaculatus (two-spotted cricket), 615 nucleotides long. NCBI's taxonomy places the organism in Eukaryota, Metazoa, Arthropoda, Insecta, Orthoptera, Gryllidae. The record is from the annotation of a GenBank genome assembly.